Messenger RNA from Puntigrus tetrazona (Sumatra barb), 3887 nucleotides. It is a transcript of the gene mc3r, whose product is annotated as melanocortin 3 receptor. NCBI's taxonomy places the organism in Eukaryota, Metazoa, Chordata, Actinopteri, Cypriniformes, Cyprinidae. Gene Ontology annotation, cellular component: membrane. The record is from RefSeq and is a predicted model, not a curated record. Bases 1421 to 2398 code for a protein of 325 amino acids. Gene Ontology annotation, molecular function: peptide hormone binding; melanocyte-stimulating hormone receptor activity. Gene Ontology annotation, biological process: G protein-coupled receptor signaling pathway. The transcript has a single exon.
CCCAAAAUACUGAGGGAGUUAAUAGAAUAAUUAGAAAAUAUGAAAAUUGUAUUUAUUUUUUUACAUCUAAAUUUGUAUCUUUAAUCUUUUUAAAGCUUUGGAAAUAUUUUGCAUUACAUCACUUGCUCACCAAUGGAUCCUCUGCAGUGAUUUAGUUCAAACAGCUGUUAAAUACAAUCCACAAAUAAUUAAAAUGACAUUUUGCGAGGCAAAAAGCUGUGUGUUUGUUAUAAACAAAUUCUUCAUUAAGGCAUAACUUUAAACUAUAGUUUCUGGCCAAAUGAGUCCCUAAUCCGUAAUGACCUUCAUUGGAAAAUCUAUCCCCUGUUGUCGUCUCACAUCAAAGUCCACCCACAUGUUUGUUCAGAUUUGUUUAGAACCGUUUUCAUGUGUAAAUGGUGCUUGAUUACUCUCCUUAUUCAGAAUAGAUGACUUUUUAAAUGGGGAAAACAAUAUAAUGGACUCUCAAUAUAUUGUUUAAUAACUCAAUAUAAUGGAUAUUUCUUCCAGACAAAAGCAACAGUUAAAUUGAUUCAUUUCAAACAUGCAUGCUUUUGGUUCACAAGAAGUUAGUGGCCUGAGGGUUAGUAAAUAUCCCAUAAAUUGGUUUUUGCCAUUAACUGCAAAGGUUGUUUUCUGCGUACUAUUGUAUUUGACUUUGCUCAACACAGAGCAACAGCUACAUACUGUUUUUAAUAUUAUAAGUCAAAUUAAAAUAACUUUUCGUUCUUAUUAAGACUCUGCAAUUAUUUGCCACUCAUUAGCACAACGUAGUUAAAUAUAGCACGUUUUACUACUUAAAGAUGCUCCAGGCAGAUGUAUUUGACCCUUCUGAGGUGCUCAGCACCACAUUUUAAGAUGCUGUGUCAAAGUAAAAAAAGUUUGCCAUGCUUUUCAGGACUCUUUAGACGGACGGUGCUUCAACAGCUUUCGUUAACCAUCAACACAACGGUAGUAAGAAGGUUAAUGUAAAAAGGAAACAAUAAUAAAACAGAUAAACUGAAUUAGUAAUUUGGAUCACAGAAAGCACAUAACUGCCCGUUGCCAUGAACUAUGAAUGUGUGUGGCUGAGCAAACACACAAAGAGCAGGCGGAGGCUGCAUCUGCUGACGUACAGCCAGCGGCUGUGAGAGAGAGUCCGUUUGCUCUGAGCCUCUGAAUCACACAGCAUCUCUACAGAAGCAUCUCCAACAACCAGAGAAGCAGCACAGCAUUUUUGAAGCCAGCAUCUGGGGAACUGCAACAUCUGAUUCGUGAACUACACCUGCAGCUUUCAGAUUCCUUCAUUGCUAUUCAUCCCAUCAUCUGAAUCAGUUUUCUCCUCUUUCUAAUAUUUUUUCUGCUUUUAAAUUUUCUCUUUUUUUUCCCAUCCCUCACCUGUUAUCUGUUCUUCCCCAUUUAUUCAUCUUAAAAAAUCCUGAUGAACGACUCAUAUCUGCAGUUCCUUAAAGGACAGAAACCUGCAAACAGCACAUCUUUGCCCGCUAAUGGCAGCGGGGUCGAUUCUCCAGCGGGGGCGCUGUGUGAGCAGGUUCAGAUCCAGGCGGAGGUUUUUCUGACUUUGGGUAUUGUGAGUCUUCUGGAGAACAUCCUCGUCAUCGUAGCCGUGGUUAAAAACAAGAACCUUCACUCUCCGAUGUAUUUUUUCCUGUGCAGCCUGGCUGCCGCAGACAUGUUGGUGAGUGUUUCGAACUCUUUGGAGACCAUUGUCAUUGCCAUACUAAGCAGUCGCCUUCUGGUGGCCAGUGACCAUUUUGUGCGUUUGAUGGACAAUGUGUUUGAUUCAAUGAUCUGUAUUUCUCUGGUGGCAUCAAUCUGCAACCUCUUGGCCAUUGCCAUCGACCGCUACGUCACGAUUUUCUACGCCUUACGCUACCACAGCAUAGUGACCGUACGCAGAGCGCUGGUGGCCAUCGCUGCCAUCUGGUUGGUGUGUGUGGUUUGUGGGAUUGUCUUCAUAGUGUACUCAGAGAGCAAGACCGUGAUUGUCUGUCUGAUCACAAUGUUCUUUGCCAUGCUGUUGCUCAUGGCCACUCUCUACGUACACAUGUUUCUUCUCGCCAGACUUCACGUUCAGAGAAUCGCAGCAUUGCCCCCAGCGGCGGCCGCCAACCCGACCCCACGUCAACGCAGCUGUAUGAAGGGAGCCGUGACCAUCUCCAUCCUCCUCGGCGUGUUUGUGUGCUGCUGGGCGCCGUUUUUCCUCCACCUCAUUCUGCUGGUGUCCUGUCCGCACCACCCGCUCUGCCUCUGCUACAUGUCUCACUUCACCACGUACCUGGUCCUCAUUAUGUGCAACUCUGUGAUUGACCCCCUCAUCUACGCCUGCCGCAGCCUGGAAAUGAGGAAGACCUUUAAGGAGAUACUCUGCUGUUUUGGCUGUCAGCCUCCAGUUUAGACGAAUGCCUGAUUUGAAAAGAGACAAGAAAAGAAACUUGAUGUAAGAUGCCAAAGCGUGGUGGCCAUAAUGAGGGAAGAUAAGGACAAAAGCAAACACGCAGCAUUUAGAAAAAAAGGACUGGAAAUUUGUGGAACAUUAUCAAGGAUUUGGAAAGCUCAAAAAAAUAAGAGAACUGGGAGGAAGAUCGAAUGUGACCUGUCACUUGCUGAAAGGGUAGAUCGGUUAUAUGUUAGUCAUGUUAAUUAUGUGUAUUCAUUACGGAGUGGGGUUUGACAGUCUGAAAAUCUAGAAUUUCAACUCUCAUUAAAACCUUUAAAUCAAUGAACAGUUUUAGGAUUUAAGAAAAUUUGGUGAAAGACUGAUUAACAUGAAUGUGAAAAUGUUGAAAUGUUGCAUAAUUUGUAAGUUACCAUUCAAACCAGUGAAUUUGUGACAUUGCUCAUUUGACUUUUUCAGAAGCCAAAUGAGCAAUCAAUACCUAAAAAAAAAACAAGAUUGUUACACCUUUGGAUAAUUUAAAUGUAUACUGAGUCAGUUCAACGCAAACUUGUGGAGAUAAUGCAAGCUUAAAUAUUGAAGCCAUUAAAGCAAAUAGAGAGCAAACCAAAUAAUAAAACAGAUCAUUAGAAAAUCAUUAAUUUUGAAAUUUCACUUUUCACUCAAAUUAUUAGGCUUAUAAAACAGAUUAAAAUUAAAAAAGUUUUACAGUUUUUAAAGUUUUUACUUUUAGACCCCGCAGUAGCUGCGACGUAUUGAAAAUAUGUCUAGUUCAUUUAAUUUAGUUAUAGUGUUUUGUUUAAAGAUAGUGUCCCGAGCCCUUUUGGUGUGUAAAUGCCUCUGUUCAAAGCUGCUGAAGUAGAAUCUAACAGUCUAUGGUAAAACAUCAAAAACAUUGGCGCACUUCCUAGGUGACUGUCUGUCUGUCUGUCUGUCUGUCUUUUUGAGGUGUCACCAAUUUUGUUUUUUUUCAUAGCUGUCAGAAUCAAAUUCAGCUUGUACUAUCUCCAGUUAGCAACGACAUUCAGUCAAACUUAGCCCAAAGGCUGCAGUCAGCAUGCGUCAAUCUUUUAGCUGUCAUUCUAAAAUUGCUCAGUUUUUGCCUUUCAGUGGUGGAAUGUAACUAGGAUCUCAUCAUUUGUUUUUUUGUCAGCAGUACAGUUCUACGCAACUGAAAUUGCCCUCGUUUUAUUUCCUUUUAUUCAGAAGUGGAAAAGAUAGAAGUGGACAAGACCAAAAAGAUCACAAACCAGGAUUUGAACUCAGGUCACCCAAAGCACAACUUCAACCUGUUGUCUCUGACUAUCCCUCUUAUUCCCUUAAACAGCAACAUAGUCUAUCUUUUUGCUUGUCUAGAGGUUUAGGUUUGAUACUCUGCUUGUUUUGCUGACCUGUUUUUCAAACUGUACUUGCAAUCUGUGAACGCUAUUAUUGCAUGAGCUUUAGCACGUGACUUAUAUCUGUGGACACAAUCUCCAGCAAAUAUCUA